This is a messenger RNA of Closterium sp. Naga37s-1, 1798 nucleotides long. The record is from the annotation of a GenBank genome assembly. Lineage: Eukaryota; Viridiplantae; Streptophyta; Zygnematophyceae; Desmidiales; Closteriaceae.
UGCGCGCGCUCGUGCAGCUGCAGCAGGCGUGGGGCGCGUGGGCGGGCAACAACAACGCCACCACGGCGUGCUCUGCAUGGACUGGCGUCACCUGCAGCCCCAACGGGCUCGUCGUUGCCCUGGAUGCAAAGCUAUUCUCUGAAGUGGAUCCUCCGCCAAGUGGCGCCAUACCCGCCUCCAUCACUAGUCUUGCCACUCUGCAAUACCUCGAUCUGACCUACAUUGACCUGGUGGGGUCCAUUCCAUCCCUCGCCACUCUCACCCGCCUCACCCACCUAGCUAUUGGAGUGGCGGGCAGCAGGCUGACUGGCACAUUGGACGGACUGGCCUGGCUCUCCUCCCUCACCAACCUGCAAUCACUGAAUCUGGAGUACUUGGAGGCAUUCACAGGGGACUUGUCCUCUCUGCACAUCGUUUCUCACAUGACGAACCUUAAGCAACUGGACUUAUCCUUCCUUCGUGCCCUGGAGUUUCCCGAUUGGGUCACUCACCUCUCCAACCUUGAGUACCUGAAUGUGGGGACGGAUGAUCCGCGCCGGCAGGGGGUGGUGAUAGACGCUUUCUCCGAGCUCACAGCACUCACCAGCCUAUCCCUGAGCGGAAACAACCUGGAGGGCUACCUACCCAAGAGCUGGUCCACUCUGGUCAAUCUGCAGGAGCUAUAUUUAAGUACCAACCACCUCCGAGGAGCCAUUCCGGAAACAUUUUCGGCCCUAACGGCCCUCGUUUCAGUAGACAUUUCGUGGAAUUCUCUUUCUGAAUCUAUACCCCCAGUAUUCGGCACCAACAUCCAAACGUUAUACCUCGACCACAAUACCUUUGGUGGACCCAUUCCACCACACUUGGCACUGCCCAGCCUCGUUGAGCUUCAACUAGCCAACAAUCUGUUCACAGGAGGCAUCCCUAAUACCUUCACUAGGCUCACUGGCAUGAGAACUCUAGACAUUGGUUUCAAUCGUCUCAACUCAGGCCUUCACGUGGUGGCUCAGAUGACAUGGCUCGCAAACAUACUCCUCGAUAGCAACAACUUAUCUGGUGUGCUUCCAGCGUCCUUUAUAGCCAUCAAGAGCCUCGCAUUUCUGCUUUUAAAUAACAACCACCUCACUGGAACCUUCCCCCAUUCUAUUCUGCUCCACACAAGCCUUCUACAACUGGACCUGAGCAACAACAGUUUCACCGGUUCUAUCCCUCACGAAUUGACCAACCUUGUCAACCUGCAGAACAUUAAUCUCAAUGACAACAACUUUCGUGGAACUAUCCCAUCCAGCCUGUUUCAGCUAUCCAUGCUGUCGUCACUGCAAGUAGCUAACAACUUCCUUUCUGGGGGCCUCCCACGGACUCUCACUGCCCAGUCUUCUCUUCACACGCUCAGCCUGGCAAGAAAUGGCUUCACGGGCUCACUGCCAAACUUCUCGCGCUGGAAAGUCAGCUGUGCCCAGAUAGAUCUCAGCAACAACAACUUCACGGGGUCUAUUCCCGUCUCCAUCUCCACACUCACCACCCUCGAUUCGAUAUUUCUCAACAACAACCAACUGACAGGCACCAUUCCCUCUGCCAUGUUUACCUUGACAAAUCUGAAGUACCUCUACAUGGCCAACAACCAUCUGAGUGGCAGCCUGCCAGAUGCCAUCAGUCGACUGGAGAUGCUCGAACAGAUCUGGAUGGACAACAACAAGAUUGAGGGCCCUCUGCCAUCUGGCCUGUGCUCGCUGCCCUGGCUGUGGCGCAUCAUGGUGAGCAACAACUACCUGUACGGGCCCCUUCCGGACUGCCUCUUUGACAAAUGUAUUAACCAAAU